AUGGCCAGGAGUGCCAGGCCAAGAGGACCGGGGAUGCAGGAAGCAGCGAGGCCAACUCAUCGGGAGUUCCAGCCUCCACCCCCAGCCCAAUGGAAAUGUCGGUGUGGACCACAACAGCAGACGUCAGAAACCAGAAACCGGGACUUUGCUGGUCCGCUGGGGUCUAAUCAUGCUCCACCCGUGGCCUCAGGCACGCGCCGUGGUGAUGAUGCUGUCCUCGCAAAAGACGAUGCUGCGCCGCAAGGCGGCAUUGUUUCGGGGAGGUGCCCUUUGGGCUACGUGUUCCGUGUGCCGUGUGCCGGAAACGAAUCUGACUGGAUGGUGAACGAAGCUGUUCGCUACCUCGCUGUUCUUGACUCCCACCCAUGUCGCCCACCGGUCUUGGCGCUGGGGUUCGGGACUUUGCGUUGCGACGGUGGUGGCGGCUCGGAAAGAUGGGGAACGAUGAUUCUCGUCCUUCGUUACAGGUUGCGGGCUGCGGCUCUCCGUGCUGCUUUGCGCAUGUCCCUUGUAUCUGUGUGA
Molecule: messenger RNA, 522 nt
Organism: Neurospora tetrasperma FGSC 2508
Lineage: Eukaryota; Fungi; Ascomycota; Sordariomycetes; Sordariales; Sordariaceae
Exons: 3
Coding region: 1-522 (173 amino acids)
Source: RefSeq, a predicted model, not a curated record